Messenger RNA from Ornithodoros turicata, 824 nucleotides. Its product is annotated as lysozyme-like. The coding region runs from base 134 to 571 and encodes 145 amino acids. NCBI's taxonomy places the organism in Eukaryota, Metazoa, Arthropoda, Arachnida, Ixodida, Argasidae. The record is from RefSeq and is a predicted model, not a curated record. The transcript is spliced from 6 exons. Gene Ontology annotation, molecular function: lysozyme activity.
GAUACGCCAUCUCUCGGCAAAACGUCCUGGCGCACUGCUUAAAAGACUUUGAACUCUCGUCCGGAGCAUCAGUCAGCGGCGGCCCUUGUUGCGAAUCAAUUCUACUUACUUGGGAUAUUGCCUGUUGUUACAGAUGUCCGCAAACCGGCCCGUCGCAUGCCUCGUAGUCCUCUUGGUGGCAGUUAGCAUCGUGGAAGCAAAAGUCUACAAGAGAUGCGCGCUUGCGCAAGAACUGAAAAGCAGAGGAAUUCCAAGAAACCAGAUAGCCAACUGGGUUUGCAUCGCCCGCCACGAGAGCAACUACAACACCCGAGCACUGGGACGUCCGAAUAGAGAUGGCAGUAGGGACCACGGACUCUUUCAGAUCAACGACCGCUACUGGUGCAGCCCUCCUGGACCACAUAAUGACUGCGGAGUGAGGUGUUCUGCUCUGAGGGAUGACAAAAUCGCUGACGACGUCAAGUGCAUUCGGAAGAUAUACGCCAGGCAUGGAUUCUCGGCAUGGGUUGCUUGGAAAAACCGUUGCCGAGGAAGGAAUCUUAGCGGGUACGUCGCUGGAUGCAAGAUAUAAAAGAAAACUGCAAUCCUCGUACGCGCGAAUAAGAGACCUUCAUCAGUGCCUAUAGAGAGGGCCUUGUAUAGGACCACGUGCACAACAGCUAUGACUUGUUCUGCACUCUAUCCUAUACCAAGACAAGUUGUUGACAACAUGAGAACAAGAUGUUCAGUUUCAGCAUGUUUAUUCAGAUGAACAAUUUCAGCAUGAUUCGCUCAGCUUGAGGGAAUUAAGAGGCGGAAAUAAAGCUAUAACAUCCAUAAGCAGA